This is a messenger RNA of Mycotypha africana, 615 nucleotides long. Its product is annotated as RNAse P Rpr2/Rpp21/SNM1 subunit domain-containing protein. Bases 1 to 615 code for a protein of 204 amino acids. Gene Ontology annotation, biological process: tRNA processing. Lineage: Eukaryota; Fungi; Mucoromycota; Mucoromycetes; Mucorales; Mycotyphaceae. The record is from RefSeq and is a predicted model, not a curated record. Gene Ontology annotation, cellular component: nucleolar ribonuclease P complex. The transcript has 3 exons.
AUGGCCAAAUCAAAAAAUAAACAAGUGAGCAGCCCUCAAUUAAAGAAUCCUCUAGCAUUCGAACGGUUGAGCUUUUUACAUCAAGCCUCCAUAUUAAUGUCCACCAUUCAGUACAAAACAAACUCUCAUUCUCGUCAAAAACUACCAGAAGCAGAGCGAUUGUCGAAAAAGAAGGGGAAAAGAAGAAGAAAGGAAAAAGAAGUUAUUGUAGACAAAUGGGUAGGAGAUUCUGAAGGCACUUUAUUGCCAGUGGCUCGCUACUUAACUAGUAAUAUGAGACAAAUCACAGCACGCAUGGUGUUACGACUAGAUCCAAACGUAAAAAGAAUGGUCUGCAAACGAUGUGAGACCCCACUGAUACCCAUAAUUACCUCUUCCACACGCAUACAAUCCAAGCCAGUAACAACAACCGUUCAAACCUGCAAAAUAUGUACUGCCAAGCGAAGAUAUACCUCACAAAAACCAGACUAUGUAUUAUUCAAUGACAAAAAUGAUAUUGCAAAUCAUUCAGAAGAAGCUGAUGAAAAAAAUACUACAACUAACAAUGAUAAUGACAAACAUAUGGGAGAUACACACGUGGACGACAAGAUGGAAAUUUGUAGAUGUCAACCAUAA